Nicotiana attenuata is the source of this 1174-nucleotide messenger RNA. RefSeq lists its product as uncharacterized. The record is from RefSeq and is a predicted model, not a curated record. The coding region runs from base 161 to 1024 and encodes 287 amino acids. Gene Ontology annotation, molecular function: DNA binding. Gene Ontology annotation, cellular component: RNA polymerase III complex. Gene Ontology annotation, biological process: transcription by RNA polymerase III. The transcript is spliced from 11 exons. NCBI's taxonomy places the organism in Eukaryota, Viridiplantae, Streptophyta, Magnoliopsida, Solanales, Solanaceae.
CAGAAGAACACGUUUACUUUAGAAACCUCUCUUAAACCCUACACAGCCGCUUCUAAGUUCCAACCCCCCCUUCUUCCCUGCCAAUUCCUGCCUACAGAAUCCUCCUCUCCAUUAAGUGCCAUUCUUGCACCAACUGAAGUUUAUUGCAUUGAUAUAUCUCAUGGAUUCAGAUCCUUUGGCUUCCAAUACAACCAAAGCGCCUAGAAAGGUGAGAUUUGCACCCAAAGGUCCUCCUCGUAGAGCACAAAAGACUGUUCUGCCUAAACCAGAAAACAUUGAAGAGGAUGUUGAUGCUGCUAAAGCAGAGGAAUUGAUGCAGCGGUUCAAUGAAGUUUCGGCUAAAGUUAAACCUAAAGCUGAAAAGAAAGGACCUACUCAAGUUGCAUUUGGUUAUGGAGGUUCAUCAUCUGCACUGAAAUCGUAUGGCCCUCUCAAGGGUCAUAAAAAGUUUGACAGCUCAAUCGGUGGUACGGGCGUGCAGCAAGUGCAGAAAGAAUACACCGAGCCAUGGGAUUAUUAUACCAACUAUCCUAUGACUCUUCCCUUGAGGAGGCCCUAUUCAGGAAAUCCAGAACUUCUUGACGAGGAAGAAUUUGGGGAAGCCUUGCAAAGCUUUAGUUACGAUGAAAAUUCCAUAAAACCAGCCAUGGAGCUUGGUCUAAUGGAGGAGAAUCUGGAGGAAAAGAUGUUCUUCAUUCAAUUACCAACAGCCAUGCCAAUGUUGAAGCAAUCGGUUAAAACAGAAGGCAGUGAGGCGAGCAGCUCAAGGCCUUCAAAGACUAAGGCCUAUAGUAUAAAUGAAUUACCUAGGGGCUUCAUGGGUAAAAUGUUAGUGUACAAGAGUGGUGCGGUUAAAUUGAAGCUUGGUGAAACCCUUUAUGAUGUUUCUCCAGGUAUGGAUUGUGCGUUUGCGCAGGAUGUUGUCGCUGUUAAUACAGAAGAGAAGCAUUGUUCUAACAUUGGGGAGCUUACUAAGCGUAUCAUUAUAACACCAGAUGUUGACUCAAUCUUGGAUUCUAUCUGAUUUAUGAUGGUUUGCUUCAGUUAUACAUAUAGCAAUUGGCAUUUCCUAUUUGAAGUUAGAAGAGGUUUCUAUCUCACAUGCGCAUUUUUGAUGGGCCUUUUUCAAUAAAGAACAUUUACCAUAAAUUAAUGAAAAUUCUUUAUUUUUUUA